Messenger RNA from Contarinia nasturtii (swede midge), 1587 nucleotides. Its product is annotated as phosphate carrier protein, mitochondrial-like. Lineage: Eukaryota; Metazoa; Arthropoda; Insecta; Diptera; Cecidomyiidae. Gene Ontology annotation, molecular function: phosphate transmembrane transporter activity. Gene Ontology annotation, biological process: mitochondrial phosphate ion transmembrane transport. Gene Ontology annotation, cellular component: mitochondrial inner membrane. The transcript has 5 exons. The coding region runs from base 168 to 1190 and encodes 340 amino acids. The record is from RefSeq and is a predicted model, not a curated record.
AAAAAAACCGAGAACGGUACAUACAUCUGUUCAUACAUUCACACACGUUUUCACGGCAUUAUUCUUCUCUAUUCGGACGAAAUAGGCUAUUGCUGCUUGCUGCUGGCACUAUUCGAGACCACUAGGAACUUUCACACCGGAGAAACAGUAAAUCACAAAGAAAAAAAAUGUUCAACUCAUUGUUUGAUGCAGCCCGUAAUUCACCGUUCAAGGGACCAUUGACGGUGGCUCAUUGUGAUGGCGGUGCAGCUGCACCAGCUGGUCCAGAUUCAUGUGAAUUUGGUUCCACAAAAUACUUCCUCUUGUGCGGUCUUGGUGGUAUCAUCUCAUGCGGUUCAACUCACACCUUGUUGACCCCAUUGGAUUUGGUAAAGUGCCGUCUUCAAGUUGACCAAGCUAAAUACAAGAAUUUAUUCACUGGUUUUAAAUUGACCUACAAAGAAGAUGGUGCUCGUGGUUUGGCCAAGGGUUGGGCACCCACUGCCUUCGGUUAUUCAGCCCAAGGUUUGUUCAAAUUCGGUUUGUACGAAUGGUUCAAAGUCUACUACUCUGAAUUGUUGGGCGAAGAAAAAUCCUUCCUUUACCGUACCAGUUUGUAUUUGGCCGCAUCAGCCUCAGCUGAAUUCUUCGCUGAUAUCGCAUUGUCACCAAUGGAAGCCGCUAAAGUUAAGAUUCAAACCAUGCCAGGCUUUGCUAAUAAUUUGCGUCAAGCUAUUCCAAAAAUGGUGAAAGAAGAAGGUGUUGGUGCCUUCUACAAAGGUCUUGUUCCAUUAUGGAUGCGUCAAAUUCCGUAUACAAUGAUGAAAUUCGCUGCAUUCGAGCGUACGGUCGAAAUAUUGUACAAAAACUUUGUUCCAAAACCACGUACCGAAUGCACCAAAGGUGAACAAUUGACAGUUACAUUUGCUGCUGGUUAUAUUGCUGGUGUCUUCUGUGCCAUUGUUUCCCAUCCAGCCGAUGUCGUCGUUUCAAAAUUGAACCAAGCUAAAGGUUCAUCUGCUUUCGAAGUCGCUAAGAAGCUUGGAUUCUUCGGUUGUUGGAAUGGUUUGAUUCCGCGUAUCAUCAUGAUUGGUACAUUGACCGGUUUGCAAUGGUUCAUCUAUGAUGGUGUCAAAGUCGGUCUCCAAAUCCCUCGCCCACCACCACCAGAAAUGCCAGCAUCAUUGGCCGCAAAAUUGGCUGCACAAUAAACACCAUGAUAUUUAAAAUAUAGAAAACAUUGUGUCCGCAAACGAAGAGCAAUAGCAUCAUGCUCAAUGUGUAUGUGUGUGUCUACGUUUUAUUCAUUCAAAUUAAAAAAAAAAUAAAUUAAAAUCGUAUUACUACAGAACAGAGCAGUAAAGAUUGCAUACAGUAAGAUCAAAAACAAACACUUUGGCUAUUUAUUUCGAUUAAUACACAAAAUUCAAAUAAAAUUGAUAUUGAUUUUGGUACACACACUGUGUGGCCACAUAAUGUACACUCUAUUUUCUAUCGUUUUUUUGUGUUAUAUUCGCAACUUGUAUCAGGAAUGAAACAUUCUUAUUGUAAGCUUUGAACAAUGUAUAUGAAAUAUAUGAAUUGAAUGAAAUUUCCAGUCGAACGUUA